AGGCUCGUGCUUCUCGCUGCUCGGAGUGGGCGUCGCAGCAUCUCCCUCCUGCGGCGCGUCCCCGAGUCCACCGUGAACGACGCCCGCUUCAGUCGUGAAAUUUUCCACGUUCGAACAUGACGGAAGGCUCCGCUAGCAAGACGUUCAACGGGGACGCCUGUCACCGGACGUCGAACGGCAAAACACCCGGGAAAAAUGGCUACGCGAAGAGCCACUGCUUGUUCCGACAGCCGCAGAAGUAUCGCCGCCCCAGGGAGAAGAACCGAAAUAUCCCUCAUAACUCCAGCCUGUACAAGACGCCCUUCAUGGAGUCGUUUGAGGAGACGCCUCUAAUGGUGGCCGUGCUCACCUACAUGGGCUACGGCAUCCUCACUAUCUUCGGCUACCUCAGAGACUUCCUCCGCCAUUGGAACAUUGAGAAGUGCCACGUGGCCCGGGAGAGAGAGGAGCAGAAGGAUUUUGUCCCACUCUAUCAGGACUUUGAGAACUUUUACACCAGGAACUUAUACAUGAGGAUCCGAGACAACUGGAACCGACCCAUCUGUAGCGUCCCGGGUGCCAAGAUGGACCUGGUGGAGAGGGUUUCCCACGACUACAAUUGGACCUUUGAGCACACGGGCAAAGUGGUGAAAGACGUCAUCAACAUGGGCUCAUACAAUUACCUCGGCUUCGCUGAAAACACUGGUGCUUGCGCCGAUGCUGCUAUUGAAGCCACACAAAAGUAUGGAGUUGGAGUGGGCAGUACUCGCUGUGAAAUGGGGAACCUGGACAUUCAUGAGGAGCUGGAGCAGUUGGUUGCCAGGUUCCUGGGUGUUGAGUCGUCCAUGGCGUUUGGUAUGGGCUUUGCGACCAACUCCAUGAACAUUCCUGCUCUCACUGGAAAGGGUUGUCUCAUCCUGAGUGACGAGCUGAAUCACGCGUCACUGGUGCUGGGAGCCCGUCUGUCUGGCUCUACAAUUCGGGUCUUCAAACACAACAACAUGCAAAGCCUGGAGAAGCUGCUGAGAGACGCCAUCGCACACGGGCAGCCGAGAACCCACCGACCCUGGAAGAAAAUCCUCAUUGUGGUGGAGGGAAUAUACAGUAUGGAGGGGUCCAUAGUGCGUCUGCCAGAGGUCAUUGCUCUGAAGAAGCGCUACAAGGCCUAUCUGUACCUGGAUGAGGCCCACAGCAUUGGGGCCCUAGGACCUAACGGCAGGGGAGUGGUGGACUACUUUGGCCUGGAUCCCAAAGAUGUGGACAUCAUGAUGGGAACAUUCACUAAGAGCUUUGGUGCUGCCGGUGGAUACAUCGGAGGCAAAAAGGAGCUUAUCGACUACCUGCGGGGCUAUUCUCACAGCGCCCUGUAUGCCACCUCCAUGUCCUCCCCCGUGGUCCAGCAAAUAAUCACUUCUAUGAAGAUCAUCAUGGGAGAGGAUGGGACCACACUAGGUGCUGAUCGCCUCAGGCAGCUCUCACAGAACACCACCUACUUCCGCAGGAAACUGCGUGACAUAGGCUUCAUCAUCUACGGAAACGAUGACUCGCCCGUCGUACCUAUGAUGCUAUACAUGCCUGCCAAAAUCGGGGCAUUUGGUCGGGAGAUGUUGAAGAGGAACAUCGGCACAGUGGUGGUCGGAUUCCCAGCAACACCCAUCAUCGAGUCGAGGGCACGCUUCUGCGUUUCAGCUGCUCAUACCAGAGAGAUGCUCGACACAGCGUUGGAGGCCAUCAGUGAAGUGGGUGACCUGCUGCAGAUCAAGUACUCCAGGCGAGAGCAGCUGCUUCCCUCUCUGGGGUGGAUGUCUGAGGAGAGCCUUCUGCAGGAUUGAGUCCCAUCAUGCCCUUCAGCCCUCCUUCCCAAAUUCUCCCCCUUUCCCUUACUUAACCUUUUCCUGUCCGAUAUUGUCCUCUAAACCACGCUCUCCACCACACGUCUCUACAUUUCUUCUGACUCUCGAGGACUCACCAGAACCAAAGUCUCCACUCUGCUGCAGCCAGUUUUCAAACCUGCACAUAGGCACCCCUGGUGUACCUGCCCAGCUUCCUCACCCUUAACAGAGGACAACCAAUAUCACCCGUAUCUUUCUGUGUCCGUUGUCACAAAGUUAGAUCUAACUUAUUGCGACUGCAGCGGUCUAACACCAGUCUUAUUCCUCUGUGCACAUUGAAUGUGUAUCUUAUUUGUGCAAUAAUCACCACAACCUUGAGCCAAAUCACCAUGAAGUCAUAUCUGUGCACUCUGAGGAAAGUUAAUCUGAUCAUAGCCAUUUCUAUGAUGCAAAAAAAAUAUAUAUGUAAAUAUUAUUUAUCCCAAAGUUGGUAGAGCUUGCUUCAGGGUAGCUUCCCAAGCCUCAAAGAGAGAUACAUCAUUUUACAGGAUUCUUUUUAUGUAUGCUUUUUCCUAAUCACUUUUACUUGAAUGGAGAGUAGAGGAUAUUGGGUUCUUUCCCUCACCAAAGGAUAGAUAUUGAUAUAUAUGUAUGUAUGUGUAUAUACAUAUAUAUGUAUAUAUAUGUAUGUAUAUGUACGUAUGUCUAUAGGUAUGUAUGUAUGUAUAGAUAUAUUUUCUACCUUUUCUCUUAAAAUGCAAAGCAGAUGUUCCAAAAGAAAAAAGACUAGGGAAAGAAUCCCAUGGAGCAAGACUAAAAAAUAUUUUUAUUGCUUAUUUUCUUAAAAUUCUUUAAGGCCUUAUUUACUGUUUACACCUGCACUCAGAAAAACUUGAGCCCAGUGUCUUUAACAUUUCUAUGAGCUAAUGAGCUACUCAUGUGAUUGUUUUAUUUUUUUUGUUGAAUCAUCCUCACUCAAGUGCAUUCAUGCGUUUCAGCGUCGACACCCAUGACCAUGACACGCUGUAACUAGGAUCUGUAUGUAUGAAGAUGCUAUGCCCAAAUGUAUCUGAUAUGCAGACAGCUUUAUUUAUUUUUUACUUUUGUGUUAAUGUAUCUUAAAGGCAGCUCCAAAUGUGUCCCGGUGAAAGGUGCGUAUUUUAACUGACUACUUACACGUCGUCUUCAGUGCAGCACUACUGACAGGCAUCAAAAAUGCAAAGAUGACGUAGUCCCUGAGAUUUGUUAAGCUUCACACACUGUUGUCGGGUUUUCUCAUAAUUCAUGUGUGAUCAUUCCAUAUCAACCUGCUUUUACUGUGCACUGUUUGUUUUUUAGUGUAUUGUCUGACUUCUCUGUGUGAGGUCACCCCCCCCCCCCCCCAAACAUCCUGCUCAUGUGUGUUAAUGCUCUGUUACUUUAUUGAGGUGAUUCAGGGCAUCAGUGUUCCUGGUUUGAAAGCUGAAUGUGACCAUUCCUACACAUGUUCAGCAAAGUGAUAACAACUCAACUCAAGCUCAGAGAUGCUUUUGUUGAUGUUUGUGGCAUUUGAGCAACUCAGCACAGUGAGCACACUGAGGUUUUGGGGUCUUUUACUGUACAUCCCUUUUGUGUGAUUCAUUCCAAUAUUGCUGUUUCUUUUCCAUAGAAAAUGGCUUGAAUAACAGCUCCAUUAUACAUUUCCUUUAAAUAAGUAGAAUAUAAUAUAAAAGGUGGAACACGUGACUAUGAUGUGGAUUUGCACUCUCCAGCAAUGUGCUCUGACAUGAAGACUUUCUUCUUGUCAAAGUUUCCUCUCAAUCCUCAAUUCCUCUCUUUUCUGUCUAUGGAGGCAAAAAAAAAAAUGUAAUUACAAACAGCAACGUGACUGUUCCUCUCAGCCAGGUUUCCCCCGACUGAAACUGAGGAAUUUAAGUCCUGGGAGAAAUUUUCCAGCUUACCUACCACAACUACCUGCAGACUGACCUGCAGUCACCACUGGAAACGUACUUAUCAGUUGCUUUUGCCCUUGGUAGUUGUGUUUGGGUUGAAGAUAAACCACUAGGAGGAGUUUGCAAAGCCAUGAUGUUUGUUGACCAUGCUGUUGGAAACUGCUGCAAAGAUUAAAUUACUUUCUUAGUAUGAAGAC
Paralichthys olivaceus (Japanese flounder) is the source of this 3939-nucleotide messenger RNA. It is a transcript of the gene sptlc2b, whose product is annotated as serine palmitoyltransferase, long chain base subunit 2b. Gene Ontology annotation, biological process: sphingosine biosynthetic process; ceramide biosynthetic process. Gene Ontology annotation, molecular function: serine C-palmitoyltransferase activity; pyridoxal phosphate binding. Gene Ontology annotation, cellular component: serine palmitoyltransferase complex. NCBI's taxonomy places the organism in Eukaryota, Metazoa, Chordata, Actinopteri, Pleuronectiformes, Paralichthyidae. The record is from RefSeq and is a predicted model, not a curated record.